Messenger RNA from Ambispora leptoticha, 900 nucleotides. The record is from the annotation of a GenBank genome assembly. NCBI's taxonomy places the organism in Eukaryota, Fungi, Glomeromycota, Glomeromycetes, Archaeosporales, Ambisporaceae.
GGAUAAUUCGUAUCAAGGUGCUGGAAAAAGUACUUUGGUAACUUGCUUCUCGGAAAGCCACAUGAUGAAGGAAUCCUGCACGCAAAUAUGUGGCGAGGCAGAAAUGACAAUCGAUGGCAAGAAAUAUACACUUGUCGACACUCCCGGAAUCUUUGAUACACAAAAGCCUAAUGAAGAAGCUUUAACGAAAUUGCACGAACAGUUCAUACAUGUGCUUACGGUGUCAAAGCUAUCCUUUUUGUUUUUGAAGCAAAGCAGUUUACCGAAGAACAAGAGAAUGGCUUGGAAGCAGAAUGAAAACAGGGAUGAAAUGCGAAAGACUUGGAAUCAGACUGUUUCUUCCUUUAUUAGGAGUCUAGGUGGCCGCUGGGGAAUAUCCCCAAAUUCUGAUUACUUUCCUCCAGAAAGUUCCGUACACAAAGCCCGGUUGACAGAGAUUAAAGACUUCAUCGCCAGUACACGAGGUGUCUAUACUACGGAAGUAUUUGAAUCCGCUCGGCAAGAGCAAGAGAAAAAUCGGCGCGAAUGGGAAGAGAAUGAAAAAAAUACAAAAAAGGAGUACGAAGAAAAGUUAAGACAAGAAGGGAAAGCGAAGGCUGAUGAAUUUUAUAAAAAAGGAUUUGCUAAAAUGCAAGAAGAGUUUAAAAAAAACGAGGCCAAUUCCUUGGCGAAGACGUUGAAUUCAAUAACAGAAACGUAUGAACGCAGCUUCAACUUAUUAAAGUCGGCAAUAGAGUUGGAAAAACGCAGAAACGACUCAUUAAAGUCGGAAAUCGACUCGGAAAAACACGCACACGAAUUAUUAAAGUCGGAAUUCGAUAGACUGAAGUCAGCUAAAUCGGUACAAAUUCAUGAUAAUAAUAAAAUAGCAGAUCUAGUCCCCCCGGAAAUUAUGGUCGG